UAGAAUUUUGUCACAGUCAACUGAGUCAAGAAUUCCUUUUUCCCAAUCUUGUUUUUUAUUCACAGUCUUUGUUACAGUAUUUUGAUUUAUGGUUGUGAAGUGGAGCCGUGAAACACGUCUACCUGUCGACCCAUCUGCGCGUCACAACACUCGCACAGUCGCAGCCUUAUCCAGUUCGCUGGUGCUGCACACUUUGCCUGUAUGUUCUAGCGUGUUUCGCUGAUCGUGUGUAUCUCAGAUUCGCGUUCCUCAGACUCCCCACUGUUUAUCGAGCAACGCUUCCAGCUGUUGUGAUUCUCCUUGCGCCUACGACGUCUCCCAUCCGUCAUGACAUCGAAGAGACCUUCGGGAGGUUCUCCCCAUCCGGAUCAGCGGGAUCAUGACCACCCCGCGGGUAUCGUGCCGCCCGAGGAGCAGCCAGGCUACGAACUGCGCAUUCCUGACUUCUUCACGGGCUACGCCACCCCGGUCGGCCGCACGGCCGAGGAGGAUCAUCGGCCACCUGGGAAACGCCAGAUCCCCAAGGUGGACCAGGUUGCCAAUAAUCCUUGCUGGGAAGAAUCCAAGGCAGCGAUGCGAUGUUUAGACGAGAAUAAUUAUCAGCAGCAGUUCUGCACGCGCUACCAUGAAAAUUACACCAACUGCCGCAAAUUCUGGACCCGUGUGUAUAAUGAUCGGAGGAACAAGGAUCUUGUGCCGUGGCUGCCGCCGCCGGAAGAGCGGCGGGUCAUGGAGGAGCACUAUCGCAAACUGUGGAACAUGUGACUGCCGUCGUCCUUUCGUGAAUGGCCCGCUGAGUUUGCAGUGUUCAAGUGUUUUUUGUAAUAUUUUUGACAGUGAUUUGUUUUUUAUGAUGCUGUUUAAUAUGGGUUCGGUUUCGGCCUUAUGAAGAACGAAUGUUGUGCCAUGAUGCGUCUGGCAUAUCCUUGUUGCCUCUGAGCUGGGUGCCCUCUCUGUUCAUACGCUGCAGUAAUCAAAACACUGACUACCGG
Molecule: messenger RNA, 992 nt
Organism: Paramacrobiotus metropolitanus
Lineage: Eukaryota; Metazoa; Tardigrada; Eutardigrada; Parachela; Macrobiotidae
Product: coiled-coil-helix-coiled-coil-helix domain-containing protein 7-like
Exons: 3
Coding region: 328-765 (145 amino acids)
Source: RefSeq, a predicted model, not a curated record